Molecule: messenger RNA, 3179 nt
Organism: Hylaeus anthracinus
Lineage: Eukaryota; Metazoa; Arthropoda; Insecta; Hymenoptera; Colletidae
Product: transcription initiation factor TFIID subunit 6-like
Exons: 9
Coding region: 278-2182 (634 amino acids)
Biological process (GO): transcription initiation at RNA polymerase II promoter; RNA polymerase II preinitiation complex assembly
Cellular component (GO): SLIK (SAGA-like) complex; SAGA complex; transcription factor TFIID complex
Molecular function (GO): RNA polymerase II general transcription initiation factor activity; protein heterodimerization activity; transcription coactivator activity
Source: RefSeq, a predicted model, not a curated record
GUCUAAUAUCUCUAUUCUUCGCAACGUCGAACAAUUUUAAAAUUAGUAUGCAAUACAAAGAGACGACGCUUUCACUUCUGUCUGAUCAGAAAUGCCGAAACUUUUGAGGACCGGAUAAGCGACACGACGAAUACACAGGAAUAGUAGUUGCGAACAAUUGCGGAGUAAAUAUCGUUGGAGUUUCGUUUGAGAACUCUUACUUGUUCUAGCUGCUGUUUACAUCUGUAAAAGUAAUAACGACGGUUUAACGAGUGUCGCAUGGAAUGCGAUAAUCACCAUGAACGAAAGCGAUUCAGUUUACGGGACUACAUUGUCCCAGGAGUCGAUAAAAGUAAUCGCAGAGAGUAUAGGCGUUGGAAAUUUUCCCGACGAAGCUGCCAAAGAUCUCGCCGAAGAUGUAAGCUACAGACUCAAGGAAAUUAUACAGGAUGCCGCUAAAUUUAUGAGACAUGGAAAACGUCAACGUAUGACGACUCACGAUAUAGAUCACGCUCUAAAAAUUAAGAAUAUCGAACCGACCUAUGGAUUUUUCGCCAAGGACCACGUACCCUUUCGCUUUGCUUCUGGCGGUGGUCGAGAAUUACAUUUCGUAGAAGAAAAAGAAAUCGAUCUGAACGAAGUUAUAUCUAUGUCCAGUGGACAAACAUGGCCCAAGUUACCCCUAGAAAUUACAUUGCGCGCUCAUUGGCUUUGUAUAGAUGGCGUACAACCCACGAUACCAGAGAAUCCACCGCCAGUUUCUAAAGAUGUACAAAAGUUGGAGAGCGUCGACCCAACGAGUAAACUAUCGAACAAGAGUCAGAACAUUGGCGUUGGAAAACCAGGAGGUGGAGGAAAGAGUCAGAAAUUACGUAACGUAGAAACCGUUCACGUUAAGCAAUUAGCGACUCACGAAUUAAGCGUCGAACAACAAUUGUAUUACAAAGAAAUUACGGAAGCUUGCGUGGGAUCGGACGAGGCACGCAGAGCAGAAGCACUUCAGUCGCUUUCCGCUGAUCCUGGUUUACACGAAAUGUUGGCACGAAUGUGCACUUUUAUCGCGGAAGGUGUUCGUGUGAACGUAGUACAAAAUCAUCUCGCUCUUCUUAUUUAUCUUAUGCGUAUGGUUAAAGCUCUUUUGGAUAAUCCUAGUCUUUAUUUGGAAAAAUACUUACACGAAUUGAUUCCGUCUAUCGCCACUUGUAUAGUGUCGCGACAAUUAUGUAUGAGACCAGAAGGAGAUAAUCAUUGGGCGUUGCGAGAUUUCGCCUCACGUCUUAUGGCUCAAAUAUGUAAAAAUUUUAACACAUCUACGAAUAACGUACAAACAAGAGUAACUAGAAUGUUUAGUCAAGCAUUAGCUAAAAAUAGUCAGACUCCACUGGCGUCCCUUUAUGGUGCGAUCGAGGGACUGUGCGAGCUAGGUCCGGAGGUAAUAAAAGCAUUGGUCAUUCCCAAAAUUAAAUCGAUUUCCGAACGCAUAGAAUCGUGCAUCGAAGGACCAGGUUUGUCAAGCGUGGAUAAGAAUGGAGCGGGUCAUAUAAAAACGUUACUUGUGAAAUCAGUGGCUCCAGUUUUAAAAACAGUGCGAUCUCCGCCUGAUUACGUCGAAGAUUACAAACAGGAUUACGGUUACAUAGGGCCCGCGUUAUGCGCAGCAGUUGCAAAAGCUCGGACACAGCCAGCGACGUUAGCGACCACUGCGUCGACAACAACGGCUCUAACGACGAGUCAGCAAGGUCCCACGUGUACCGGAAAAACGAUCGUACAAGCUGUGACGAGUUCCAGUCCUGGACAACAAACUGGACGAACGAUAAUGUUAGGUACAAGUAGAACCAGCGGGGGUACUGCUACAAGCGGCGGACAAAAAUUUGUAAUUUUGCAGUCACGAUCGCAAACCCCAACUGCUUCUAAUAUCAAUACCAGUGCGAUUCAGCAACAGCAACAACAAUCCCAACCACCACAACCGCAGCAACAGCAACAACCAGUUAAUAAAAUUGUACAAACCAACGUGGUCCAACAAAAGACACAUAUGCAGAGCAGCGCACCGAAAUUAGUAGUCGUGUGUAUGUCGAGCAGUACUCACUCUACUACUACGGUAACACAGGGAAGUAUAACGCCGAAGGCACAAAAUGUCUUCAUGUCUCAACAAAGUGUCGAAUGCUCUCUAAGUCCGGAAGAAGAACAGCAUUCUUUUCAGUGACGACCAAGUUAAUUUGCGACUUGUUUAUAAAUUUCCGAUACUGUAUAUAAAAAUAUAUGCGAAACAUUAAUAUGCCUAUUAACAUAUGUUAAGAAUAACGAUUACUUUCUUUUCUUUUCUUUCUUUUUUCUCUCUUUUCUAGUAUGUAUCAAUAAUUGUAGAAAGGUUUCUUAGUUUUGUACAAUACAAUGUAAAGCGAUAUAUUGUCUUGGAAGUUGUACGAUUGCAACUUGAUUUAAUAAUCAAGUUUCCUUUAUCUGUCCGAGAAUUAUACGAUUGAUAAUUGGAAUUACAUUGAAAUAAAAUUAAACCUUGUAAACCUUAUCGCAGUAGAUUUACUGCAUCAAGGUAGCUAGUUACAUGUCAUUUUUGGAGUAACUACAUCGAGGAUAAGUUAGGGCUGUCAGUCAUCUCUCGAGUUCAAAGGUUAAUAACAUUGAGGUUAUCGGAUGUUAGCUGCAGAUAUUUUUUUUUCCUUAAACGACACGUACACCCUUUGAUAGAAGGAUGUGUAUUAGCACGUUGCAGUGUACAAUGUGAUUUAUCGGCAAAAGAUUCAUUUUAAUACAAUGGAAUAUGUAUUCUAACUACACCUAUGUGUGUACAGGGAAUGGAAAUGUUUUACUCUUGUCUCAUUUGUCCGAUUAUCUAUAUUUGAAUAAACGAACAUGUGAGUUGCGUGGAAGGUAACCUAACCCAUAACUAAAUGAAAGCUUUCUCUCAAAGGGAAAUUUUGUUGCCAUUAACCCUCUGCACUCUGCCUAUAAGAUAGGCACUACAUGUAAUAGUAUAUAACUUUGUAUACUAUUUAAUGUUAUAGUAUAGUAUAUUUAUUUAUAAGUAGUAUAGAGUAUAUAUAAGUAAAAUUAUAGUAUAUAACUUCAUAAACGUGUGUUUUUGGUUGGUGUGAUGAUUAUAUAUGAUUAAUUAAUUUUUUUUUUUUUUUUGAAGAAUAUAUAUUACAAUAUAUGUAAUAUAUAUCCUAUGGGGGCAUAAG